Drosophila takahashii is the source of this 1556-nucleotide messenger RNA. RefSeq names its product Tachykinin (gene Tk). The record is from RefSeq and is a predicted model, not a curated record. Lineage: Eukaryota; Metazoa; Arthropoda; Insecta; Diptera; Drosophilidae.
CUCGGCGCGAGCAGUUCAAACGCACAGAUAAAACCGAAAGUGAGAGAUAUUUCUAAAGCAGUUUGGACAUAUUUCGCAUUUUCACGCCCGCCUAAAAGCUCGCUACGUCCAAUGCGCCCUCAAAGCGGUUUGAUAGCGGUGGCGCUUGUGCUGCUGCUCCUACUGACGGCACCUUCCAGUGCGGCGGAUGUGGAGGCCGAGUCCUCUGCCAGUCCACUGCCGCCGCAAGACGAUCAGCCGCGCCGGGUGGUGAAGCGGGCGCCCACGUCCAGCUUCAUCGGGAUGCGAGGCAAGAAGGACGAGGAGCGGGACACGUCGGAGGGUAAUUGGCUGGGACCAGGAUCCGGACCCGAUCCCUUGGACUACGCCGACGAGGAGGCGGACAGCUACUACUCCGAGAACGGGAGGCGGCUGAAGAAGGCGCCGACGGCCUUUGUCGGAAUGCGCGGCAAGAAAUUUAUCCCGGUCAAUGCCCGCCUCAACGACUUCCUGCAGAAUUUGGAGGAGGAUCGACUGCGGGAGAGCCUGCUGCAGGACUUCUUCGAGCGGAUAGCCACCGGUGAUGGAUCCUCGGUGGGCAAGCGAGCGCCCACGGGAUUCACUGGCAUGCGCGGCAAGCGUCCCGCUCUCCUAACCGGAGACGAUGACGCCGAAGCGGAUGAGGCCAUGGAGCUCCAGCAGAAGCGGGCGCCGGUCAACUCCUUUGUGGGGAUGCGCGGCAAGAAGGAUGUCUCCCACCAGCACUACAAACGAGCGGCUCUCUCAGAGUUCUUGCACAAUUUCUUUAAAAAGUCCUACGACUUGAGGGGAAAACAGCAGCGCUUCGCAGACUUCAACAGCAAAUUUGUGGCUGUGCGCGGAAAGAAGAGCGAUUUGGAGGGAAACGGAAUCGGAAACGGGGAGAUCCAUCAACAAUCUCUGGUACAUCCAUGGCUCUACCUCUGGGGAGAAAAGCGGGCGCCGAACGGAUUCUUAGGAAUGCGGGGCAAACGAUCAGCACUUUUCGAGUAGACAUUGUUGAAUUAUUUAAAUGAUCUUGAUGGAAGUUCCUCUUAGAGCUACGAAACUAAGACAACCAAGAGUGGAUGGACGCAGGGGACCGGGAGAGCAGAUAUGGAAACAGAAUGGAUCACACGAGUGUUUCAAAUAAUCACAGGGCUGGAGAUUAUUUCAAACACGGACACACAAAAAUAAACACGGAUAAGAUUUGCUCUGUUAGUCGACACAACAUUUCAGCUUAAUGUAUAAACGAGACUUGCAAAUAAUGUUUUGUAAAUUUAAUUGGAAUUGAAUGAUGCUUCAAAGAUUGAGUGGGUUCAAUUAUACUAUUUGCAUAUCUAAGUGUAAACUUUUAAUCAAAAUUACAAAGAACAUUAUACUAGAACAAAUUGAAGAGCACGAUCUAAGAAGAAAAAGGGGAAACAUUUAUUUAUUUUCAAAAUAUAUUUAAAGAAUACAUUUCAUUGUGGUACAUAUACGUAUACAAGAGAUAUAUACACCUACAUAAAUAGCACAAAUAAAUAUUGUAAAUAAUGAAUAAAUAUUUAUUUCAAAAA